Molecule: messenger RNA, 966 nt
Organism: Nematocida minor
Lineage: Eukaryota; Fungi; Microsporidia
Product: 3'(2'), 5'-bisphosphate nucleotidase
Exons: 1
Coding region: 1-966 (321 amino acids)
Biological process (GO): sulfate assimilation
Molecular function (GO): 3'(2'),5'-bisphosphate nucleotidase activity
Source: RefSeq, a predicted model, not a curated record
AUGCACUCGUAUGAAGAACUAUUUAAAAUUGCCAUGCAGGGCAUCUGCUAUGCCUCGCAUUUGGCCAGAAAUGCUCCUUUGGUCACUGCCAAGCUGAAAGAUGACCAGUCAGUUGUCAGUCUCUAUGACGUGUCGAUACAGAUGAUUUUCUGCUAUCUGUUUAGAGACAGUCCCGUUGAUAUUCUGUCAGAAGAAGAAGACAACAUUUUCUACAAAGAAACUCUUAAGAUACUAAGAGAAAGUGUUGGCACAAGCACAGAAGAGCACAGAUACAUACACAGCUUUCUCAAAGAGCACUCUAUAUCGCUGGAUAGAAUGAAGCCCGUAAUUCACUCUGCAAAAAAAACAGGAAAUACAACAGUAGUACUCGAUCCGAUAGAUGGCACGAGAGGGUUUAUUAGUGGCAGGUCUUAUUCCGUUGUUGUUUCCUGCAUAGAAAAUAACUCGGCUCUUUUUUCGAUUAUCUCCUGUCCUAAAGAGGGCAUAGUCCACUACAAAUGCAGCAUGAACACCUCUGGGACAUUUGGAUAUCCGCACAGAAAAAGAGUAAAAGUGUACGCGCUUGGCGAUGCAUACAAAGCAUCCUACAGUGCUUUCCUGAACACACUGUCUCUGCAUAUAUGCAUGUCUGCUGAAAGUGCACACUCCAGCUCGCUCGUUGAAAAGUAUCUGUCCAGAAUGAGAGAGAUAUACCCAAUAGUUGUUCAUAGGAUGGACGGACAGGGAAAGUACGCAUACGUAGCUACACAGCAGAUGGACAUCUUCCUGCGGCUUCCCAGCCGAAAAAUAGAAGAAAAAAUAUGGGACCACUGUGCAGGGAUAGACAUGAACUGUCUCUCUGUUGUAACCGAUGUGUAUGGUACGCCCCUGCAUCCGUGCACUCCUCCAAGCUACGGCGUCCUUGCUUCUCAUUGCGCGAUCUUUCAUAGCAUAUCAUUGUCCAUCCUUAAUCAGCUAUUAAUAUGA